Messenger RNA from Chanos chanos (milkfish), 1086 nucleotides. It is a transcript of the gene ppm1la, whose product is annotated as protein phosphatase, Mg2+/Mn2+ dependent, 1La. The transcript has 4 exons. The record is from RefSeq and is a predicted model, not a curated record. Gene Ontology annotation, biological process: protein dephosphorylation. Lineage: Eukaryota; Metazoa; Chordata; Actinopteri; Gonorynchiformes; Chanidae. Bases 1 to 1086 code for a protein of 361 amino acids. Gene Ontology annotation, molecular function: cation binding; protein serine/threonine phosphatase activity.
AUGAUAGGAGACACAAUGACGCUGUUGUCUCUUUUGGGUCGGAUCAUGCGCUAUUUUUUACUCAGACCAGAGACCUUAUUUCUGCUAUGCAUAAGCCUGGCUCUUUGGAGUUAUUUCUUUCAUACGGACGAGGUGAAGACCAUUGUCAAGUCCAGCCGAGAUGCCGUGAAAAUGGUUAAAGGUAAAGUGGCGGAGAUUAUGCUGAACGACCGACUCGGGGGUUUGGACGUCCUAGAAUCGGAAUUCUCCAAAACCUGGGAGUUCAAAAAUAACAAUGUCGCGGUGUACUCCAUCCAGGGUCGGCGAGACCACAUGGAGGAUCGUUUUGAAGUCCUCACCGACAUUGUCAACAAGAGCCAUCCUUCGAUAUUUGGGAUUUUUGAUGGCCAUGGCGGCGAGACUGCUGCUGAUUUUGUGAAGGCUCACCUGCCGGAUGCACUCCGGCACCAGCUGCAGGCCUAUGAAAAGGAGAAACGGGAGAGUCAGCUCUCCUACUCCUCCAUACUAGAGCAGCGUAUCCUAGCCGUGGACCGAGACAUGAUCGAGAAGUUCUCUGCCACUCACGAUGAAGCAGGAACCACAUGCUUGGUGGCUUUGCUGUCUGACCGUGAGCUGACUGUGGCCAAUGUUGGUGACUCUCGGGGUGUUCUGUGUGACAAGGACGGGAAUGCUGUAGCCUUGUCACAUGAUCACAAGCCCUACCAGCUAAAGGAACGCAAAAGGAUCAAAAGAGCAGGUGGCUUCAUAAGCUUCAAUGGCUCAUGGCGUGUUCAGGGCAUCUUGGCAAUGUCGCGUUCACUCGGUGACUACCCACUGAAGAACCUCAACGUGGUAAUUCCUGACCCAGACGUGCUGACUUUUGACUUGGACAAACUUCAGCCGGAGUUUAUGAUCUUGGCUUCAGACGGCCUGUGGGACGCCUUCAGCAACGAGGAGGCCGUCCGUUUCGUCCGGGAGCGUCUUGAUGAGCCACUUUUCGGCGCCAAGAGCAUUGUGCUGCAGUCCUUCUACCGCGGUUGCCCUGACAACAUCACCGUCAUGGUGGUCAAAUUCAAGAGCAGCGCUGCGGGAAAAGCAGGGGAGUAG